Ostrea edulis (European flat oyster) is the source of this 2117-nucleotide messenger RNA. RefSeq lists its product as uncharacterized. Lineage: Eukaryota; Metazoa; Mollusca; Bivalvia; Ostreida; Ostreidae. Bases 1016 to 1969 code for a protein of 317 amino acids. The record is from RefSeq and is a predicted model, not a curated record. The transcript has 4 exons.
AGAUGUAAGUUUAUUAACAGAUGUAAGUUUAUUAACAGACGUAAGUUUAUUAACAGACGGAAGUUUAUCAACAGAUGUAAGUUUAUUAACAGACGUAAGUUUAUCAAUAGACGUAAGUUUAUUAACAGACGUAAGUUUAUCAAUAGACGUAAGUUUAUUAACAGACGUAAGUUUAUUAAAGGACGUAAGUUCAUCAACAGACGUAAGUUUAUCAACACACAUGAAUAUUGUGCACUGACGAUGUGGUCAGUAUGUAAGAGAACACAUUGAUUUAGGUGAUAUUAGUUCGGCAAUUUACCAACACCCUAACAUAGAUAAUUGCAUCAUCGAUUAAUGACAUGGGUGGACACAUAAUCAUUUACUGGUCAUCUAUUUGACGACUUGUGCUGUAAUUCAUACUUAUUUACACCUACAAUAAAGAUUUUCAUGACAGUUUGUGAAAGUGAAUCGUGGUUUUCAUCACCCGAAACAUAUUAGGGUGUGUGCGUGACGGGAAAAAUGUUUUCCAAAAUAAGAAAGCUAACUUUUAGUUUACGCUUUAAAAUAACAUAAGCAAAGGUCGGUCACUCUACCCGUUCAUAUGAAAAUGUAUUAUUUUUUAAAAUGAUUUUCAAACAUUUAUUAAAUCUUUUGUUGGUCCUUGCUUGAGCGAGUGCUCCGCAGUAUCACGAUAAUAUAUCAAACAUCUACUUCACAUAUCCAUGCAGUUCAUUUGAAUGACAUUUAAAUGGCCUUAAACAGAUAUUUUUGCAGAUAAAGAUUUUGUUUUUCUGUAGCGCUACUACAAGUGGAACCUAUAUACAAGCAAUUGGGACGAACACAGGGAUGAGAAAUAAUCGGUGAGGGGCUGUACUUUGAUAUCUGUUUUCGGGCAUUCAUGGAGUGCUUGACAGCAAUUUAAAAUCUAGCCAUCGAUUCAGAGAUAUUCUUUCCAAAGGCAAACAGACAAUCAGUGUAUCGUUUUGAUAGGUGUGAAAUAAAAGCUGCUUAUCCGCACCGUGUCGGCUGAUCCAAAAUGCCUAGAUCUAAAACCAUGGACCUAGGCGGUUAUACUUCCCGGCGUUCUAUGCUAGAGAGAGAAAAAGCUGUAGAUGGUGCUCGCAAUCCAGGUGCCAGUAAAUUCGGAAUUUCAUUGGCGGAAAUAAACUCUAAGAAAGACAAGCUACUUCUCCGUGAACUUCGUAAAAUUGAAAGCGAAAUUAAAAGCAUGAGUUUGCAAAUGAGCCAACGGAAAAAGACAUUUGUUAAAUCUUGUCAUGUGUUGAAUUACGAUCCCAUAAUAUUAGUUGAAAGACCGCCAUCACCGGAAAUGAAGAAGAAAGCGUUAGCAAUGUCAAUGGGAUUAGAUGAAGAUGAGUAUAAUGAACAUUUUGAAAACGAAAAUAUCCCACGUUACAUGCGCCAGCUGAGAUCAAAACAGAAGACUCCCUCAACUCUUAACACCAUAGACGCAUUCACUAUCAAAAACAAGAAGAAAAAGAAUGUAUGGGAAGACGCAGUGGAUCAAACUGAAUCGCCGGUGUUCCAUAGUACGGUCAAGCCCUGCCUUCAGCUGACCAAACGAGAACAGAGUGAUCUACAUAUGGGAUGGGCGUUACACAAACCACGGCUCACUCCAGACAGCGAAGUUCAGAGGGAGGGACUAGAAGAAUUCCGAAAAUCGAAAACGCCGCCCCGUUCUAUUACACCAAAAUCACGCGCUUCUACUGCAAUUAAAGAGGUACAGGACAUUAAUUCUUUAUAUGGCGUUCAUGAGGGUAGCGAUGAUGAAUUCACCCCAUUCAUUACUCAGAUGGCGAAGGUUAGAGAUCAUAGUUCAAAGGCAAAAGAGGCAGGCAAAUCACCGAGAGGUUAUGCUCGUGCCCCUAUUGUAGUUACCAUGAAAUCGGUUCGAUUUUCUUCCAGUAUUCCAAAUACUCCAGUGCAGAAGAAACGUCCAAAAUUAGCUGCUACAAAAAUUGCAUAUUGAUUGACGAUUUUUUCUUCUUCUCACUUUUGUAAUAAAAUCAAAUGUUCAUGUCAAAUUAUUAGAAGUGUACAUGAAAUAUUACCAAUUUAUUACAUGAACUUGUAUUUUCAAUAAUUUAUUUUGUCUUAAAGCAUCGUUUCACGUAUAA